This is a messenger RNA of Andrographis paniculata, 510 nucleotides long. RefSeq names its product metallothionein-like protein type 3. Lineage: Eukaryota; Viridiplantae; Streptophyta; Magnoliopsida; Lamiales; Acanthaceae. Gene Ontology annotation, biological process: intracellular copper ion homeostasis. The record is from RefSeq and is a predicted model, not a curated record. The transcript has 3 exons. Bases 115 to 318 code for a protein of 67 amino acids. Gene Ontology annotation, molecular function: copper ion binding; zinc ion binding.
ACAAAUUAUUCGAGUUCCCCGCGCCUAUAAAUACCGGGGUUUCUCGUUCGAGCAUACCAUUCACACAUACACAAACACACAUAUCUCUCCUCGUACACACAAACAUCUACAAACAUGUCGAGCAAGUGCACCAACUGCGACUGCGCCGACGCCACCCAAUGCCCGAAGAAGGGCUACGCCCCUGAACUCAUCAAGACCGACGAAAGGUCGAUGGAGAAUGAAGGGAUGGCCAUGGAUGCUCCGGCGGCACCGGAACACAACGGCAAGUGCACGUGCGGGGCAAACUGCAGUUGCACCACCUGCACGUGCGGACACUGAGAAGGUUUUAGUAAUGAAGAAGAGAAGGGGACACUCCCAUCAUAACUAAUGUGAUGAUGUAUUGUAAUAAUAGUGAAUAAAUAUGGGAUCCUUAAUAUAAAUAUUAUUAUUAUUAUUAUUAUUAUUAUAUUGUGAUGUCCUAAAGUAUUUAAUUAAUGGUGUGAAAGAACUUUGAGUGUCUCUUUUAUGUUA